This is a messenger RNA of Penicillium antarcticum, 1560 nucleotides long. RefSeq names its product zinc finger CCCH domain-containing protein. The transcript has 5 exons. Bases 1 to 1560 code for a protein of 519 amino acids. NCBI's taxonomy places the organism in Eukaryota, Fungi, Ascomycota, Eurotiomycetes, Eurotiales, Aspergillaceae. Gene Ontology annotation, molecular function: metal ion binding. The record is from RefSeq and is a predicted model, not a curated record.
AUGCUGAGGGAUUCGGAUAUAGAUUCGUUGAGCCACCAUCUAUCAUCUUUAUCAACAGAGCAGCAGAAGCAACACGAAAAUCUCCAGAAUCUGUUGGGACAGUUCAAGAGCUUGCUAGAUGACUACAGCUCACUGAAAAGCGACUAUGAGGAGGUCAAAGAAGGUCGUGAGAAAUACAAAAGGCAAGCCCGAGGUCAGGAGCGCAACCCUUUUGUGCUUGUCCUUGUAGAUGGUGAUGGAUAUCUCUUCAAGGAGCACUUCUUGAAAAAUGGCAGCGAAGGAGGCAUCAGCGCAGCCCGUGAGCUAAGCGACUCCGUCAGGGAGCUUAUGCACUCCACAAUGGGGAUGCAAGCAGAGCAAUGUCAAAUCAUGGUUCGUGUCUAUGCAAACGUCCUUGGGCUAUCGAAAGUUCUAGCUCGAGCUGGCCAUGUGGGCCACGAGGCUCGAUCCUUGUCACCCUUUACUUCGUCUUUUACUCGUGCACAGGCGUUGUUUGAUUUUGUCGAUGCUGCGGAGAAGAAGGAGGGCAGUGAUUAUAAAAUCAGAGAAAUGUUCCGUCUAUUUGCGGAACUCAAUCAAUGCCGCCAUAUCUAUUUUGCUGGUUGUCACGACACUGGAUACGGCUCCCUACUGACUCCCUAUAGAGGCAGAAGUGACCGUAUCACCCUCAUCAAAGCCGCCGGUUUCCAUCGGGAAUUUGAAGCCCUGGACCUGCCUAUCAAGGAACUUCCUACUGUAUUCAUGAGCACCCCCCUACUUAACAGCAAGCCGCCCACCGGCCCAGCCGCUAGCAAGGUCAUCAACGGAAACCACGCCAACGGUCCGAAUGGCUCGAAUGGCAUGCACGGCACAAAUGGAAUACAUGGAAUUAAGGCAGUCUGCAAGCACUUCCAAAAGGGUAUCUGCAAGUUCGGCAAUAGUUGCAACAAGCAACACGUCAUGCCAAACCAGUCAUUGAAUCACACGCCCAAUCCACCGUCGUCUAAGUACUCAGGUGACUCACCUGAACACGACUCACCAAAACACUUGUGGGCCUCCCCUACAGUUGGCCGCACCGAGGAAUUCUUUAGAACCGCACUACCCCUGCCAAGCAUCAAAACCGAGGAAUUUAUCCCCGUCACUAAGGAUGGGCACCGGAUCGACCCAUACAUCCCUUCCCCGUCAGGAGAGGCCUUCGAUGAAUAUCACUCUCGGGCAAAAGAAGCCAAGGUCUGCAACAGCUACCAUCUGUCGGGAGAAUGUGGUGAUAUGAGCUGCCCGUAUGACCACAGCGAUGUGUCUAACACGAUCAUUGAGGUUCUGCGAUUUAUGCUCCUCCAGCACCCUUGCUCUCGAGCCGGCGCGUGCCGAUCCAUCAAAUGCUACAUGGGACAUUUAUGCCAGAAGCCCGGCUGCAAGGCCGUCAAGAGCUGGCAAUGCCGCUUCAACCAGGCUGCACACACUCUUGAUCUUAAAGUUGCCAGGUGGGAUGUGCCAUCCGACCAGAGUGAACUUGACCAAUGGUCCAUCAGCGGUGACUCUCCCCAGGCGCCUUCUCCAAGAUCUUUCUUCGCCUUUUAG